AUGCACCUCAGCUUCCCCGCGAUCUGCCUCAGCUUCCCCGCGAUCUGCCUCAGCUUCCCCGCGAUCUGCCUCAGCUUCCCCGCGCGCCCAAAAACCCCGCCCGCCCCUCCCGCCCAUACCAGAUCCCCGCAAAUCUCAUACACCAAGACUUCGCCGGCCGUCUCGCAGUUAGGGCCGAGUCCGGCGCCAAUUCUAGUUCUACCAAUAUUCCGACCGGCUCGAAGCGGAAGCAUGAUUCCCCCCCCCUUGGACACCGAUUCUGACUCGGAGGAUUCUCAGACUGGAUUCGACGAUUGGAGCUCGCCCGGUCCUGACUCUGACGACUCUGACGCAGAACGGCCCCACCGCUCUAAGAAACAGAAGGGCAAGCCUUUAGUCACCGAAAUCUUCUACCCAACAUCGCCCGAGACGGGAAGACAGGGUACUGCGAGGCUGUCACCAAGGGGAUGUUCCUCAACGGCGAUAUCGAAGUCGACGGCCGCAGGGCCUACACCGUAA
Molecule: messenger RNA, 498 nt
Organism: Morchella importuna
Lineage: Eukaryota; Fungi; Ascomycota; Pezizomycetes; Pezizales; Morchellaceae
Exons: 1
Coding region: 1-498 (165 amino acids)
Source: RefSeq, a predicted model, not a curated record